AUUGUAAUCCAUUUGGAGUACAGAUUGUCCCUUGUAGCUCCUGCUCUUAGCACUGUCAAGAGGGCCACCCACAGUUUGGGAGGAAGAGCAGUAGAGGUGGGAAAGGUACAAGGCAAAAAGCAAGGCAGAAGAACCAGGAAUGAGUUUAGCUGGAGACGAAGAAGCAACAAGCAGGAACAGAAGCAGAAGCAACUGACAACAAAAGACGGAUUCUGUGUCUCAGCAGCUCACAAGACUUUCAGAAGAAGUUGCUUUACUCCGAAUUUGCAGGUGUUUAUUGAGAAACAUCAAUAAAACCAACUAUUUUACACCACUAUUCAUUCAUUGUACCAGAUGUUUUGGGGCUUUUGGUUUAACAAUGGCCUCUGAUAUCUGCAGAAUCAUCUCCACCAGUUUCUUAUGCAUUGUAGUCCUGCUGCUGCUUGGCUCACAGACAUCUCUGGCUGGUAAAGACUGCACAGAUGUGGAGUGUGAACCCACAAUAAACUGCAUUGAAGAGGCAAUCGAGGGAGACGCCUGUUGCCCCACAUGUGUCCAGUUUGGCUGCAUGUGUGAAGGGUAUCAAUAUUAUGAUUGUGUUAAUGUUGGAUUUAAAGAUGGCAAAGUGCCUGAAGGAGAAUCGUACUUUGUUGACUUUGGAAGUACCGAAUGUUCCUGUCCGGCUGGAGGAGGAAGAAUUAGCUGCAACUUUAUUCCAUGCCCAGAACUGCCACCAAACUGCAUUGACAUCCUUCAGCCAGCAGACGGAUGUGUACAAUGCGGAAGAAUAGGAUGUAUCCAUGGGGAAGAGAAGUAUGAUGCCGGAAACACUUUCCACAUGUCUUUGUGUAAGUUUUGCCAUUGCCCCAAUACAGGUGGUGAGAUAAUGUGUUAUGAGAUUCCAGACUGUGACCUGGAAUUAGACAGCACUACUCCACUUAUGGAUACACCUGACAGUGAUCCAGAAAGACAGUACGAUUAUCCAUACAGUCAAGAACAUGAUGCUACUGAGUUGGCCAGCCCAGCAGCUGCAGAGAAGAACAAUAAUUACAAAAGAAAUGCAUUGCAGGAUCAUUCACUUUUGGAUUAUGAUGAUGGCUUGGGUGACUCUUUAAACUCAUCAACUCUUUAUCCAUUUAAUGAGGUUGAGUUUACAACCUCAAGUUACCAAACAAUUCAUCCAUCUGUACCCAAAGAAUUAAAUGCAACUUCCACAGUUAAAGCCUACAGAACAGAGCCCACUACCACAGUAGCCUUAACGACAACAUCUAAUUAUAAUGAGAGCCGCUUGGAAAAAACAACAGCACAGCAAAACACAUUGCGUCCACAUAUUGAGCCAGAAGAAAUUCUGAAAGAUUCAGUCAAGUUGAGCAAUGUUUUGCCUACUGAAAGCAGUACAAGUAGCAGAGGUGACUUAAAAACAGCCUUUCAAUCUACUCCAACACCAUACACAAUGUCACCAAUGAGUAGACAUGCAUCUCCUGAAGAGAAGAGAGAAGAAACUAGCACCCAGUUAAACUUUAUUCCUACUGUUCAUCCCACACCACAGCAGAAAGAAAAUAGUCAACAAAUGACAACCCAGUCUCCCACUACCCUGCCUCUCUAUAUAGAAGAAAGAUAUGAUCCAUCUCACAUUUUUAAUAUCUCAAGAUUGCAUGACGGAUCCACAAAAGACCUUGUCGAAACGUGCUGUGCCGCUGGCCAACAAUGGUCCAUUGAUCACGGAGAAUGCGAAAAUAUGCCGUUGAGUGCUUCUGAGGAGUGCAGUUUGGCAGAGAAGCAGUGCUGCAUUUCCUACAUCAAGGAAAAUACUUGUAUUGCAGGAAUGAUCGCAGCCAAAGAAGAUGGAAUAUGUUUGCCCGCAGAGAAUGAUAUGUGUGAAAGAUCUUAUUUUAAGCUGUGCUGUGACUGCUGUUCGUGGGGACUGAAGGUGAGGAAGGAGGGCAGCUCAUGUGAAUCCAACCUCAAUCUGGGCUAUCCCUGCAAUCACAUGAUGAUCUUGUGCUGCAACGGGGACGAGCAGCUCAUCCUGCCAGAUGCUAAAGUCCCCUCUAAACCUGAGCUCUUGGUUUUGCCCGAGGCAGAUAUUGAUGAAUGUGUUCUAAACACACACACAUGUGUCCAAGGAGAGCGCUGUGUUAACACUGUUGGGUCGUUUGUGUGUAUCCAAGAGGAAAGAUGUGAGACUGGGUUUGCAGUUGUAAAUGGAGUAUGCACAGAUAUUGAUGAAUGCGUGAUGAAUAAACACACGUGUGCCACAGGGGAGCGCUGUAUUAACACUGUUGGCUCAUUCAUUUGUAUCCAAGAAAGGAGAUGUGAGAGUGGAUACACAACAGUAGAUGGAGUUUGUACUGAUAUAAACGAAUGUUCGGCCCUGGCCCCUCCCUGCAAACAAGGAUUUACUUGUGUGAAUACUUUGGGCUCCUUCGUUUGCCAGAGAAAACAAUUAAAGUGCAACAAAGGAUAUCAAUCAAAUGAGAAUGGAACGAUGUGCAUUGAUAUUAACGAGUGUAACCUCGGUACCCACAACUGCUCCCAGGAACAAACCUGUUUCAAUCUCCCGGGAUCUCACCGCUGCGACUGCAAGAUGGGAUACCGAUAUGACUUGUUCAGAAAGGCUUGUCUUGAUAUAAAUGAAUGUUGGAUUUAUCCAGGACGUCUGUGUCACCAUACUUGCGAGAACACCGUUGGCUCCUAUAAAUGUUCUUGCUUUGCUGGUUUCCAGUUGGGUCAGGAUGGAAAACAUUGCGAAGAUGUGAAUGAGUGCAAGAAUAAUCCAUGUAACCAAGAGUGCACAAAUGUAUAUGGCUCCUAUCAAUGUUACUGCAAGGAGGGAUAUAAGCUUGCAGAUGAUGGAAUCUCAUGUGAAGAUAUUGAUGAAUGUGUCCAGAACUUUGGAAGCCUUUGUGUGUUUGCCUGUGUAAAUACCCCUGGAAGCUACCAGUGCGCCUGCCCAGAUACUGGCUACACCCUGACAGCCAAUGGACGGACAUGCAAAGAUAUUGACGAAUGUGAAGUAGGAACGCACAACUGCUCAUCGUCAGAGGAGUGCUACAAUGUCCAAGGGAGCUACAAAUGUCUCUCCUACGCUUGCCCAGAGAACUACAGAAAGGUUUCCAACACGGUUUGUGAAAGAAUAUCAUGUUUCAAUUACCAAGAGUGCCAAAACACUCCCGUACGGAUCUCUUACCUGCGGCUGAAUUUUCCAGCUGGAGUGGUGGUCCCGGCGCAGAUUUUCCGCAUUGGGCCGUCCCCAACGUACGCAGGCGAUACUAUUGUCCUGGAUAUCAAAAAGGGAAAUGAAGAAAACUAUUUCAGCUCUAGAAAAUUUAACCCCUACACAGGCAUCAUCUAUUUACAAAGACCGGUCAAGAAAGCCAAAGACUUUUUAUUGGAUGUAGAGAUGAAACUGUUUCGUCAGGGCGUGGUCACAACCUUCCUCUCCCGGAUUUACGUAUUUAUCACUUCCCCCUCUUAAACAUUCUUUUCUACCUCUAGAAAUUUCCUCCUACACUUAAGGAAUGAUGACGAGCAUUUUGGUAUGACUGACACAGCACAUUAUGCUGGAAUUCCAGUAAAGAGUCCUUAAAGGCAACAUGUACUGUGUUUAUAAGCAGGGUGUGUAUUCCAUUUAUUUCCCCUUAGUUGGGCAAUAUUCAUCUGUGUUUAGCAUAUUACAUUUUUCUUUACUUUGUUGAA
Molecule: messenger RNA, 3678 nt
Organism: Xenopus laevis (African clawed frog)
Lineage: Eukaryota; Metazoa; Chordata; Amphibia; Anura; Pipidae
Gene: fbln2.L
Product: fibulin 2 L homeolog
Exons: 15
Coding region: 359-3457 (1032 amino acids)
Source: RefSeq, a predicted model, not a curated record